Messenger RNA from Cynoglossus semilaevis (tongue sole), 3847 nucleotides. RefSeq names its product neuroligin 4 X-linked a (gene nlgn4xa). Gene Ontology annotation, cellular component: membrane. The transcript has 6 exons. Gene Ontology annotation, molecular function: neurexin family protein binding. The coding region runs from base 823 to 3297 and encodes 824 amino acids. NCBI's taxonomy places the organism in Eukaryota, Metazoa, Chordata, Actinopteri, Pleuronectiformes, Cynoglossidae. The record is from RefSeq and is a predicted model, not a curated record.
UCCAUUGGCUGCAGGCUUAGUAAAUUUCAGACGGUGUAGUCCAAUGGCAAGAGAGGGAGAGAGACAGCGUGUGUGUGUGUGGUGUGUGUGUGUGUGAGAGAGAGAGAGAGAGAGAGAGAGAGAGAGUCGGGGUUUCUCUAUCACUAAUCUUGUCCUCGCGACACUCUCCUUCUAUGAGAGCAAUUAGAUUCAGCUGCGUUUCUUCUGGAGCCUCUGCAGUGACUCACUGAAACCUCUUAUCCGUUGCAAUGUAAACCCGCAUCUUUACUGGCUGCCACGCAAAACAACGCACGCACUCACGCACGCACACACACGCCGAACGGUUGGACCCGGACGCACACUUGGGGCUGCCCGUCGGCGCAUCGCUGGAACUUGGGAUUUGCUGAGGGGCAGCGGCAGCGGCAGCGGCAGCAGACUGGACUGUGGACUUUACUGCGUUGGGUUUUUUUCGCCUCCUUUUUUUCUUUGUGUUGCGUACAUUUGUCUGAAGUCUGGACUUGAAUGAAUUAACAAACAGCAGUGGGACAGGACAGGACAGGACAGGACAGGAGGAGGAAUCAGGCUGCGAAAGAUUUUCCUAUCAAGUUGCAGACCAGGAGACCAGACCCUCUUCUGCUGUGGCUAAAAGUGGAAUAAAGCAGCCACAGUAAGUCUUCAUUCAGGCUCUCAGAAUGGGGAGCUCCGAGAAAGCCAUUUGGCUGAAGUGAAGCAGGAGGGAGCACCAACUCAGUAGAAGAAGGGGUCGGGGGGAGGGCCAAGUUGAGGAUUCCUGGUUGGACCAUCACCACAGCCUGCCUGGUUCAGGCUCGGCACAGUAGGAGUAUGUCGGUCUUAAGAGCCCAGUCAUGGAUGCCUCGCUCCACUACCAGGGCCAGCUUCCUGCUGUGGGUGGGGCUGACGUCCAUCUACGUGGCCCCAGUCCAGGGCCAGCAGCACCCAGUGGUCACUACCAACUAUGGGAAAUUGCGAGGUGUGAAGGUUACUUUACCUAACGAGAUCCUGGGACCUGUGGAGCAGUAUUUGGGAAUCCCGUAUGCUUUGCCACCAACAGGAGAGCGUAGGUUCCAGGCCCCAGAGCCACCCUUGUCCUGGCCGGGCAUCAGGAACGCCACUCAGUUUGCUCCAGUUUGUCCCCAGUUCUUGGAGGACCGCUUUUUACUCAACGACAUGCUCCCCGUGUGGUUCACUGCCAACCUGGAUACACUGGUAACCUACGUGCAGGAGCAGAGUGAGGACUGCCUCUACAUGAACAUCUACGUCCCCACUGAAGACGAUAUACAUGACGAAAAUGGGUUGAAACCAGUCAUGGUUUACAUCCAUGGAGGCUCUUUCAUGGAAGGAACGGGCAACAUGAUUGACGGCAGCAUCCUGGCCAGCUACGGGAACGUCAUCGUCAUCACUAUCAACUAUCGGCUCGGUGUUCUGGGGUUCCUGAGCACAGGAGACCAGGCUGCCAAGGGCAACUACGGUCUGCUGGAUCAAAUCCAUGCCCUCAGAUGGAUCAAGGAGAACAUCCAGGCUUUCAAAGGAGACCCGAAGAGAGUGACCAUAUUUGGCUCUGGAGCUGGAGCAUCGUGCGUCAGCUUGCUGACCCUGUCGCACUACUCUGAAGAUCUCUUCCAGAAAGCCAUUAUCCAGAGUGGAACAGCAUUGUCCAGCUGGGCCGUCAACUACCAGCCUGCCAAGUACACUAGAGUCCUGGCUGAAAAAGUGGGCUGCAACAUGGUGGACACAACCGACUUGGUGGAGUGUCUGCAGAACAAGAACUACAAGGAGCUAAUAGAGCAGUACGUCACUCCGGCCAAGUACCACAUCGCAUUCGGACCUGUGAUUGAUGGAGACGUGAUUCCGGAUGACCCUCAGAUCCUAAUGGAGCAGGGGGAGUUCCUCAACUAUGACAUCAUGCUAGGGGUCAACCAAGGGGAAGGAUUUAAGUUUGUGGACGGCAUUGUUGACAGCGAAGACGGUGUCUCUGCCAAUGAUUUUGACUUUGCUGUGUCAGACUUUGUGGACCACCUGUAUGGAUAUCCUGAGGGCAAAGACACUCUACGUGAGACCAUCAAGUUCAUGUACACGGACUGGGCUGACAAGGAGAACCCAGAGACCCGACGCAAAACCUUGGUGGCUCUGUUCACCGAUCACCAGUGGGUCGCGCCAGCAGUGGCAACGGCAGAUCUCCACGCCCAGUACGGGUCACCCACUUAUUUCUACGCUUUCUACCACCAUUGUCAGAGCGACAUGAAGCCCAGCUGGGCCGACUCAGCCCAUGGAGACGAGGUACCCUACGUGUUUGGAAUUCCUAUGAUUGGCCCCACAGACCUUUUUAACUGCAACUUCUCCAAGAACGACGUGAUGCUGAGUGCGGUUGUCAUGACCUACUGGACUAACUUUGCCAAAACAGGGGAUCCAAACCAGCCGGUACCACAGGACACAAAGUUCAUCCACACAAAGCCCAACAGGUUUGAGGAAGUAGCCUGGACCAAGUACAACCCUAAAGACCAGCUAUAUCUCCACAUUGGCCUCAAGCCUCGAGUCCGAGACCACUACAGGGCAACCAAGGUGGCCUUUUGGUUGGAACUGGUACCGCAUCUGCACAACAUAAAUGAAUUCUUUCAAUAUGUGUCGACGACGACCAAAAUACCUCCCCAAGACACCACGCCCUACCCUUAUACCAAACGGUUCCCGGGCAAAAACACCUGGCCAUCCACCACCCGCCACCCUGGGGUCCCUCCCGCCAACACCAAGCAAACCACUGACCAACGUAAGAGCGACGAUUUGAUUGACGAGUCCACAGUGUUGAUCGAGACCAAGAGGGACUACUCCACCGAGCUCAGCGUCACCAUUGCCGUGGGGGCCUCUCUCCUCUUCCUCAACAUCUUAGCCUUCGCUGCGCUCUACUACAAAAAGGACAAACGGCGGCACGAGACAAACCGGCGUGUUCCCACCCCACAGCGCAACUCUGCCCCCAGCAACACCCCGUCCACGGCCAACGACGUGGCCCACCUGCAGAGUGAGGAGCUAAUGUCGCUGCAGAUGAAGCAGCAGCAGCUGGAGCACGAGCACCAUCACGAGUGCGAGGCGCUGCAGGCCCAUGACACGCUGCGUCUGGCCUGCCCGCCCGACUACACUCUCACACUGCGCCGCUCGCCGGACGACAUACCGCUUAUGACGCCUAGCACCAUCACCAUGAUCCCUAACUCGCUGGCUGGUAUGCAGCCUCUGCACAACUUCAACACAUUUGGUGGCAGCCAGAACAGUACCAACAUUCCCCACGGCCACUCUACCACGCGGGUAUAGUUUUGCACGGCCAUGGAUUUUGAAAAAUAUCCACAGCAGUGAGUAAGCCACUGACUGUGUGUGGGGGACAGACUCUAGCCUCUGCAAAUGCUAUUUUGCUACUAUGCCUUCUCGGAAAAAACUAACAAUAUUUAAAGUGAAUGUUAAUGUUAUUAAAAAAACAAAACUUUGGAGCUAAGUUUCUUGAAAGGUUUUCAAGGAAAUUUACCAAAUCUAAAGGCAACCAGGGGAGAACUGUUGCAAAAAAACAAACAAAAAAAAGCAUUCAACAGUGUCCGUUUGCAUUAAAUACACAACAGGGCAACAGUUCACGAAAAAAGCAACAAAUGAUCAUGUGCAACGUCAUUGUUUUACGUAUCAGACACCAGACAUGGGCACACAAACUCUUCACCCCGGCCUGAAAUGUAUAUAUGAGAAGUUUGUACAGUUAAAUAACAUAAAAAUGAGAUUAAUUUAAACCUAAAAAGAAAAUACAAAAAGUAUAUAGUCGUGUGUGUGUGUUGAAAUUUCAAGAAUAUUUUAAAUGAUAAAAUGUUGUUAAAAGUGCUUU